This is a messenger RNA of Penicillium macrosclerotiorum, 1401 nucleotides long. Its product is annotated as putative nucleoporin. Gene Ontology annotation, cellular component: nuclear pore; nuclear pore central transport channel. The record is from RefSeq and is a predicted model, not a curated record. Gene Ontology annotation, molecular function: structural constituent of nuclear pore. The transcript has 3 exons. NCBI's taxonomy places the organism in Eukaryota, Fungi, Ascomycota, Eurotiomycetes, Eurotiales, Aspergillaceae. Gene Ontology annotation, biological process: nuclear pore organization; NLS-bearing protein import into nucleus; protein localization to nuclear inner membrane. Bases 1 to 1401 code for a protein of 466 amino acids.
AUGUCUCUAUUCGGCGGCACCCAACCUCAGGCAAGCGCCAGUCCUUUUGGCAAUACGGCGAACAAGCCGAGCUCCUUUGGCGGAUUCGGUGCCAGCACAACCACCCCAGCUCAACCAAGCGGCGGAGGCUUAUUUGGCUCGACACCGCAGAACCAGCAGCAAGGUACUACGGGAGGCGGAUUGUUUGGAUCAAAUGCUGCUGCUCCGGCUCAGCCACAGCAGACUGGAGCAUUCGGUUCCAAUGCGCAGAAGCCCUCUUUGUUUUCGACACCUCAACCAGCUGCGACGACACAAAAUACAGGUGGUGGCUUAUUCGGACAGAAGCCCCAGCCGGCUGCAGGAAGCAGCCUGUUCGGCGGCGGCGGCGGCUUUGGUGCUACCACGCAGCAAACGCAACAGCCGGCAACCGGCGGUGGAUUCUUCGGAGGUGGGCUUGGGACCAGCACGCAGCAACCACAGCAGCAACCACAGCAGCAGCAGCAGCAGGGUGGUCUACUUGGGGGAUCCCUCCUUGGUGGACAGCAGCAAAACCAGCAGGCGCAACAAUCUCAAUUCGGGCAAACUACAAUGGUGCAGCCCCAGGCUGAUCAGCAGCAACAAUCCCUCUCAUCAAGCCUCUGGUCCCCUGGUCGCGCUAUCACUGGAGUACAUCGCACAGUUCCUAUGCAGAUCGCCAUUGUCAAGGAUAAGUGGGACGCCCCUAGUCGUUCAUCCCCGUUCCGGUCCUAUCUUUAUAAUCAAGUCGGAGAGGAGAACGCACCUUUCUAUCAACCGGGACCGGAAGACGACGAGGCGAAGUGGGAAGAGGCUUUGCGGAAACGGCCUGCUCCUGGAUACGUCCCUGUGCUUGUGAAGGGCUUCUGGGAGCUUGGCAAGCGUGCGCAGCGACAGAAAGAUUAUCUUGCGAUGAUGCAGACACGCCUCCACGAAAUCAAUAAUUGCUUGACUGACCUUCUUUCACGACAUGACUUGAAGAUUUCUGUCAAGGUUGCGGAUGCUCGUCGUAAGCAUCUGGUCCUAAGCAAGCGCUGCCUCGCUCUCGCAGCCAAGACACAAGUCCUGCGCAACCGCGGCUAUGCGAUGGAUGAUGCCGAGGAAGAACUGAAAAAGAAAUUGGCUCAACUCGAGCGCGCCGUCUUCGACCCAUCUUUGAAUGGUCGCGGAGAAGAGAUCUGGGCCCGAAUGCUUGCCAUUCAUGAGCACUCCAAGCGACUGCAGGCAGAGAUGGAGCGCGCUGGACCUGCGGCAGCUGCUAAUGCGGAGGAUGAGAUUGAUGAGCAGACCAUGAAAACUGCCAAGAAGAUCCUCGACGAUUACCAUGCCCAGAUUCAGCACUUGCAAAAGGAGCUAGAGUCGGUCAAGAAGGACUUCAACGAUGCGCAGAAGCUUAAUGGAAACUGA